Molecule: messenger RNA, 781 nt
Organism: Cryptomeria japonica (Japanese cedar)
Lineage: Eukaryota; Viridiplantae; Streptophyta; Pinopsida; Cupressales; Cupressaceae
Product: histone H2A
Exons: 1
Coding region: 67-489 (140 amino acids)
Cellular component (GO): nucleosome
Molecular function (GO): protein heterodimerization activity; DNA binding; structural constituent of chromatin
Source: RefSeq, a predicted model, not a curated record
AUUGCAGACGCAAACUUUUCAAAUCGAAAGUGGGAAGAGCGAUUUAGUAUUUUCAGAUCUGAAAAAAUGGAGUCAGGUGCUAAGGUAGGCAAAGGAGGGCGAAAGGGAGGCGCAAAAAAGAAAAGUGUGUCGAAAUCUCUCAAGGCUGGCCUUCAAUUUCCUGUGGGAAGAGUGGCCAGAUAUCUGAAAAAGGGCAGAUAUGCUAAAAGGGUUGGAUCUGGCGCCCCCAUUUACAUUGCAGCUGUAAUGGAGUACUUGGCUGCAGAAGUUCUGGAGCUCGCUGGAAAUGCCGCCAGGGACAAUAAGAAGAACAGAAUCAUUCCCAGGCAUAUUCUUCUGGCUGUGAGGAAUGACGAAGAAUUGGGGAAAUUGUUGGGCGGAGUGACCAUUGCUCAUGGUGGAGUUUUGCCUAAUAUUCACCAGGUGCUUCUGCCCAAAAAGUCUGCAGCUGUUUCGGAGAAGGAGCCCAAAUCUCCCAAGAAGAAAUGAGGGAUUGUGAAUUUCAGGUUUAUGGUUUAAAUGGUGUUUUGUAACACCACCUUUUUGUUUAUUUGUUAUCCAUUCUUUUCUGGCUGGUUAGGGUAUGUUGUUGUAGAUCAAGCUGCUGGUAAAUGUGUUUCAGAGGCGUAAGCAUGCGGUAAAAGCGCAGAGAGUGUAAAUAGAAUGAUUAUGAGGCUUGGAUUUGUUAAUUUGUGUAUUAUUGAAGAACUGAUCUGCUUUUUCAACCAUAAUGAUAUAAAAUAGUAAAGUGAUAAGUUAAAGAAAAAAUCAAAUUAUCAUA